Carlito syrichta (Philippine tarsier) is the source of this 1359-nucleotide messenger RNA. RefSeq names its product BPI fold containing family B member 6 (gene BPIFB6). The transcript is spliced from 15 exons. NCBI's taxonomy places the organism in Eukaryota, Metazoa, Chordata, Mammalia, Primates, Tarsiidae. Gene Ontology annotation, molecular function: lipid binding. The record is from RefSeq and is a predicted model, not a curated record. Bases 1 to 1359 code for a protein of 452 amino acids.
AUGCUGUGGAUCCUGUGCCUGGCACUCUGCAGCCUGCUAGCCAGCGCACGAGCUGACCCUGCGGCACUGCUGCGCUUGGGCAUGGACAUCAUGAACCACGAGGUCCAGAGCGCCAUGAAUGAGAGCCACAUCCUGGAGAAGAUGGCAGCCGAGGCGGGCAAGAAGCAGCCAGGCAUGAAGCCUAUCAAAGGCAUCACCAAUUUGAAGGUGAAGGACGUCCAACUGCCUGUCAUCACACUGAACUUUGUACCUGAAGUGGGCAUCUUCCAAUGUGUGUCCACAGGCAUGACCAUCACUGGCAAGAGCUUCAUGGGCGGGAACAUGGAGAUCAUUGUGGUCCUGAACAUCACAGCCACGAACCGGCUUCUGCGGGACGAGGAGACAGGCCUCCCCAUGUUCAAGAGUGAGGGCUGCAAGAUCAUCCUGGUCGAUGUGAAGACCAACCUGCCGAGCAAUAUGCUGCCCAAGGUGGUCAACAAGUUCCUGGAUAGCACUCUGCACAAGGUCCUCCCUGGCCUGAUGUGUCCAGCCAUCGAUGCGGUCCUGGCGUAUGUGAAUAGGAAGUGGACACACCUGAACGACCCCAUGCCCGUGGGCCAGACAGGCACUGUCAAAUACGCCCUGGCGUCCACACCGACCACCACGGCCAGCUACAUCCAAGUGGACUUGAGCCCUGUGGUGCGGCAGCAAAAGGGCAAAACCAUGAAACUCGCGGGGGCUGGGGAGGCCCUGGCCUUCCCCGAGGGCCGCGCUGAAGGCUCCUCGCAGCUGCUGCUCUCAGCCACACUCCUGUCCACGGAGCUCACCCUGCUGCAGGAGGCCUUUGACCUGACUACCCAGGACUCGACGAUUGGUGAACUGCCCCCACAAACCACCGAGACUCUGGCCGGUUUCCUUCCCCAAGUAGCCAAGGCCUACCCCAAGUCGAAGCCCCUGGUGACCCGGCUCAGGAUAAACAGGCCUCCCAAGGUGACCAUGGAGGCAGGCGAGAGCCUGCUGCAUCUGCACGGCACCCUGGAGAUGCUGGCGGCUCCACGGCGGGGCAGGGUGCCCCUCUUUCUUCUGGAAGUGCACUUCAACCUGAAAGUCCAGUACUCAGUGCGUGAGAACCGGCUACAGGUGGCCACCUCUCUGGACAGGUUGCUGAGCCUAUCCCGGAAGUCCUCCAAGAUUGGUGACUUCAAUGAGCAGGCGUUAACGGGCCUCAUCACGGAUUAUCUCCGAGAAGCCUACAUCCCGGCUGUCAAUGAUGUGCUCCAAGUUGGGCUCCCACUCCCGGACUUUCUGGCCAUGAAUUACAACCUGGCUGAGCUGGACAUCGUGGAGAACGCCCUGGUGCUGGACCUGAAGCUGGACUGA